GGAACGAUGGCGGAAGGAAGGCUUUGGACGCUCCGCUAGCUAGCCCUCGUCCGUGGCAUUCAGCAGGAGUCGAACGAUCCACUCUCAAAACGCGAACGCUCGGGCAGCGACGAGGACCCGGACAGACGCAGGGAGAAGCUUGCAGCUAUGGCCUCGAUGACAGUUUGCUGCGCGACCUCCGCGGUUGCGGCCGCCCCCGCUGCUUCUGCAGCGAGUUCUUGCACCAGCAGCAGAGCUUCCAGCGUCUCCUUCGCCAAGGGCUGCACCUUGAAGGGCGUCAAGGUUUAUGGCCACAGACAGAGCAUUUCCGUGGCGAAUUUAGAGAAAGGGUUUAGGCGCCUUAGCGUCAGAGCAGAGGACGGUGCCGAGGUUGAGGAGGAGGCCGUCAAGCCUCAUUCUGCUGGCAGCAGUCCUGGCUCCAAAAGGAAAGCCCGAGUUUCAGUGAAAGCACCAAGGAGGCAAAGGGUGACUUUGAGGUUUUUGUGGUUGGAGAAAAAUAUCGGUAUCGCCCUGGAUCAGGUUGUUCCCGGCCACGGGACCAUCCCCCUUAGUCCGUACUUUUUCUGGCCUAGGAAAGACGCCUGGGAGGAACUGAAGGCAAAGCUGGACAGCAAGAAGUGGAUCUCUCGCAAGCGCACUAUUAUUCUUCUGAACCAGGCAACCGAUAUCAUCAACUUGUGGCAGCAAAAUGCUUCCAACUCACUAUAGGAAAGAAAAGUUAGUCCAUUCUUUAAGGUUUUAUUUACUCAGUAGAGGCUCAAAGCUUUAGAUGUAUUUUGGUCACAUCAGGAUCUCCUGGCUGAGCAUUUGAAGAACUACAAUUUUGCAAUCUUCUUGUGUAUAUUGUGUUAAGACACUGUUGUACAACGCAUUCUACACUCAUGUGACAGACAUUGAGAUCCUGUAUGGUAUGUUCUGCGUUAUAUUUUAAACCCAGUUGCCCGUUACUGUGGAGGUAGUUAUACAUUUCAUGACCCAAAGGUGAUUUUUCAGGAAAAUGUGUAGUGGCCGGAAUGUAUUUGUCUGUCUCCUUGGAUUCAGAUUUUCAUGAAUAGCAGUUCGAAAUUAGCUCUUAUCUUAAAAAUGCUCCUGAAAUCAAACCCU
Messenger RNA from Marchantia polymorpha subsp. ruderalis, 1104 nucleotides. NCBI's taxonomy places the organism in Eukaryota, Viridiplantae, Streptophyta, Marchantiopsida, Marchantiales, Marchantiaceae. The record is from the annotation of a GenBank genome assembly.